Messenger RNA from Triticum turgidum subsp. durum (durum wheat), 2007 nucleotides. The record is from the annotation of a GenBank genome assembly. Lineage: Eukaryota; Viridiplantae; Streptophyta; Magnoliopsida; Poales; Poaceae.
AUGCCGUGCGCGCGGGCCGAGGACGCGCUCCCCUCCGCCGCCGCCGACAUGGUCUCCGCCGCCCUGAUCCAGAAGGCGGCCGGCGGCGGCGCCCGGAGGCCCGCCGAGCCAGGCCGCGCGCUGCAGCGCACGCCGCACGUGUCCGCGGGGGACGUCGACGCGCCGGCGCCGGCGGCCAGCUGCUCCGGGGAUGAUGGCAAGGGCAACCGCGGCGGGAGGAGAGAGGAGAGCCGCAGGGGCAGGACGCGGAGCUACCGCUCGGAGCUCGAGCAGGAAGUCAAGAAACUGCAGAGGCAGCUCGAGAAAGAGAUCGAGCUGCACGUGGCGCUGGCGGAGGCCGUCACGCAGAAUGCGCCGCCGCCUGCAUUGAAUUCUUCUGCCAAGAUCCCACCUGAGACACAGGAGCUACUAGUUAACAUUGCCUCCCUGGAGGGUGCCGUUUCGAACCUCGAAAAGGAGUUAAAUGAUCUGUAUUACCAGCUUUGUCAUGAAAGGAAUGAACGGCUACUUGCCCAAAAUAACCCAGGAGGCUUGCCAUCUGCGUCCUCAGAUGACCGCUCGCUGUCAACUUGCAUGUGUACAUGGGAAGAACACAUAUCAUCAUUGAGGGAUUUGAAGUUUGGAGGAUCCGAGUCAAUGAGAUCAAUGCAACAAGAUUUACUCACAGAACUUGAUUAUGACCAGGAUCUUGGAGAAGAAUCCGAAGAUAGACAAAUGGUUUCCCUAAAUAGGCUGCUCGAGAAACACCGAGAUGUCUCUUUGAAUGGACUGUUGGAAAAGCACCGGGACGAAGAGAUGCAAGGGUCAUGCUCGGUGGAAAAUCAAGGCAAAGAAGAUGAAAAGAUCGAUGAUUUAUCAUUUGAACAGUCCAUUCAAAAAUUAACUAGCAUGAAAGCAGGAAAUCUUUGGAACUAUCCAAAUCAGCUAUCAGAGGAGAUGGUGCGCUGCAUGAGAAACAUUUUCCUCCGUUUAUCUGAAUCCUCCAAGAUAUCUGCGAAGGCAUCUUCUGAUUGUUCAUCUUCCUCAGCGGAGCGUCUAUCUGGUUCUACACUGGCAUCCUUCUCAGAUUCAUCCAUAUUACCCUCAAUGCUACGGAGCUCUUCGGUUGACUCCUAUCACAAUGAUGAGAUGAUGAAUAAAGCCAGAAACUUUGACCCGUAUAAAGUUAAUGGAAAGGGAACCCGAAGAGACAUCGGAAACUACUGUUCAGCAGCUGAAGUAUCUUGGAUGUCGGUUGGAAAGGAGCAACUUGAAUAUGCAUCUGAAGCUCUAAAAAAGUUCAGAUUUCUCGUGGAGCAGCUAUCAAAAGUUAACCCUGAUUGUUUGAACUCUGAUGAGCGGCUAGCCUUUUGGAUUAACUUGUAUAAUGCGCUAAUAAUGCAUUCAUACCUCGCAUAUGGAGUUCCCCGGAAUGACAUCAAGCUUUUCUCUCUGAUGCAAAAGGCCUGUUACACAGUUGGUGGGCAGUCGUUCAGUGCAGCUGAAAUAGAGUUUGUGAUACUAAAGAUGAAGACUCCGGUGCAUCGGCCCCAACUUUCUUUGAUGUUGGCUCUUCAGAAGUUCAAAAUUUCUGAGGGGCACAAGAAGUAUUCGAUCGAUCAAGCUGAGCCCCUUCUGCUGUUUGGUCUGAGUUGUGGAAUGUUCUCUUCACCAGCUGUAAGAAUCUUCACGGCAGCAAAUGUCAGGAAUGAGCUUCUGGAGUCACUGAGAGACUACAUCCAAGCGUCUGUCGGCAUAAGUGACCGAGGGAAACUACUGAUCCCAAAGUUACUGCAGAGCUAUGCCAAGGGGGCCGUCGAAGACUCCCUGUUCACGGACUGGAUCUGCCAUCACCUCUCGCCUGAGCAAGUUGCAACCAUCCGAGAGUAUUCCUCUCAGAGGAGGCAGCGGCUUCUCGGGGCACGCAGUUUCACUGUGGUCGCGUUCGACUCGAAAUUCCGGUACCUGUUCUUGCCUGACAGCAGUGGCUCCCAGAAGCCACAACACAGAACAGGCUCCCUAGGCUGA